Molecule: messenger RNA, 1912 nt
Organism: Anarrhichthys ocellatus (wolf-eel)
Lineage: Eukaryota; Metazoa; Chordata; Actinopteri; Perciformes; Anarhichadidae
Gene: entpd5b
Product: ectonucleoside triphosphate diphosphohydrolase 5b
Exons: 15
Coding region: 35-1384 (449 amino acids)
Molecular function (GO): hydrolase activity
Source: RefSeq, a predicted model, not a curated record
UGAGGACUAGUCGGACGUACCAUCAUGAGUGAAGAUGAAGCUCACCGUGCCACUUCUACUCCUGGUCCUGCUCGCCGCUGCGGGGCUGAGCCGAGCCCGGGUCAAGACCUCUCUCCUGGACUUGACCAACAGCUUUGGGAGCAUCCUUUCCAGACUGAGCCGACCGGCGAACCACAGCCGCAUCUUCUAUGCGGUGAUGUUUGAUGCGGGGAGCACAGGGACGCGCAUCCAUGUCUACACCUUCAUCCAGAGUGACUCGGCAUUCCCUCUGUCCUCACAGCCUCUACAUCGUUCACCACAGGGGGACAUAGAGGAGCUGCCUAUUUUGGACAACGAGAUGUUCCACUCCAUAAAGCCCGGUUUGUCGGCAUAUGCUGACUCUCCCGAAAUGGCUGGACACACGGUGAGGAUGUUGCUGAAGGUGGCCAAGAGGACGGUGCCUCGUCUGGAGUGGAAGAGGACUCCACUGGUCCUCAGAGCCACAGCUGGACUCCGGCUGCUGGCCGCAGAUAAAGCCCGGGUUCUGUUGGAGCAGGUUCAACAUGUGUUUGAUGAAUCUCCUUUUUUGGUCCCAGACAACAGCAUCAGCAUAAUGAAUGGCACAUAUGAAGGGAUCCUGGCUUGGAUAUCUGUGAACUAUCUGACAGGUCACCUGAACGCACAAACCAAGAAGACAGUGGGAAUCCUGGAUCUGGGAGGAGGAUCCACGCAGAUCACUUUCCUGCCAAAGCUGAGGAAAACCAUUGAAAGUGUCCCUGUGGCUGAUUACGUUGCCAGAUUUGACAUCUCCAACACGUCAUUCGAAUUGUACACUUACAGUUACCUUGGACAUGGACUGAUGGCAGCGCGACUGGCCACACUGGGCGCUUUGGGUGCAGAAGGGUUGGAGGGGCGUGUUUUUAAAAGUUCCUGCCUGCCAAAGAAGUUCAGGGAUGAGUGGAGUUUUGGAGGGCUGACCUAUCAAGUGAGCGGGGACCGAGAUGGUUAUGCAGCAUACAAGCGUUGUUAUCAGGAAGUACUUACGGUGGUGAAGGGGAUUAUUCAUCAGCCGUACCAGCUCGAAGACAGCAAUGUAUUCUACGCAUUCUCCUAUUACUUUGACAGAGCUGUGGAUGCGGGCCUUAUCGAUGGGGUCCAAGGAGGGAUGCUGGAGGUCCGAGACUUCAAGAAGAGAGCUAAAGAAGUGUGCAAUAAGAUGACCAAGUACCCCUCCAGCAGUCCUUUCCUGUGCAUGGACAUGACCUACAUCACUUGUCUGCUCAAGGAUGGAUUCGGCUUCAAGGAGAGCACCGUGCUGCAGUUGACCAAGAAAGUGAAUAACGUGGAGGCCAGCUGGGCUUUGGGCGCCACGUUGGACCACUUCCACAACCUGAAGAUCCACUGAGGCCGCGGCAGGAACACGGCACCGCCUCAUCUGACGGCCCCAGACAGCCACCGCUUGUUUCAUAAGGGCAGAACCAACCUCACGAGUAAAAAAAAAAAAGCAAUUAUUCUCAAGUGUAAUAUAUUGAGCUGUAAAUGAGCAACGUGUCGUUUUACUCGGAGAACAAGUGAAGCACUGGAGGUUGACGUUUGAGUGAUGUUACCAAUAACACUCCGUUAAUGCAGCGUCGGGCAUUACCGGCUACUCGGUUUGUUUGAGAUUGAUGUUUGUGUGUUUUGCUGGCUUGUUGUGCUACACCAGUGCAUACAUGUGAUGUACAGUGCUUCAGUAGUAGUUAGGGGUAAUGGGGAUAAUGGGGUAUACACGUGUCUGGUACAUUUAAAUUUGACAUUGUAGAAGUGGGAUUAUUUUCUAUGAGACAACAUCACUGCAUUUUAACCUCACUGUUUACAAGGAGAAUGUACACGGUCAUUAUAUUUUCAUAAACUUUUAAAACCCGUCUCAGUAUUUCUUUGGGAGUAUUUGUUU